GUUUUUAUCCUACCUUUAUAUAUUGUCUUAAUUCCUGAGGUCAUACCAGAACCAGUAUAAUUUGCAAACGAUUUCGCGAUGUUUCGCAUUAGAUCAGAUUUCACAGGCCUCGUGUAUUGUUUGUUUGGGAUAAGAACACACGUGGCUCAGGCAGUCAACGGAUGCCUGUCUGAAAAUAAUCCUUCACUUGGAUGUUGCAUAGUAUUUGCACUGAUAGGCUACUUGCGCAUUUUAAAUGUUUAAAUGACUUAAUGCUUUGUUCUAAACUAGGCCUAUUGCUGACUUAACAAAAAAUCCCUCCCUUGUCUAUAGUUUUUCUUCUUUUUUUUGGCGCUUCAUAUUUUUGCUUCAGUUUUUGCACAAAGCCGUGUUUGCUGGGAAGAAGAAGUACAGUCAGGAUUGGGGCUUUGAAGACGAAGGGGGCAAUCUGAAGAGGUCCUUGGAACAAGAAAACAAGAUCUCCAUUUGGGACAUCCAGUUUUUCUCACUGCAACGUGAACUAACCGAUAAGAAUCUAACUGAGAAAAUCUUCCUCCGGAGACAAUGGCUGACGAUGAGAUAUUUGAUGAUCCAGAGAAGCUGAAGAGGGGUCUAGUGAAGGUUCUGGAGUGCGUGGCCACCAUCUCAUCUGCAGCAGCGGUGGUCAAUCCCAUCUUCGGCGUGGCUGGUUCUCUCAUCCAGGUGGUGCUACACCACGUGGACGAUGAAGACAUCCAGAAACUCAAACAUGAGUUUGGCAGCGUGAAUCGAGCCCUGGAUGAAAUCUCACAGCAGAACAGUCAAGCCCUGCUGCAAAUCAGGAAGGAAACAGUGGACAAACAGUACCACGAGGUGGAAGAAAACAUUCGCAAUCAGUUCCGCAAAUUCAUGGAGAUCGUGGAGGCCAAACCGGAGCAAGUGCAACGCAAGAAGGAUGAUUUUGUAGAGAGUUUCAUCAAUGACAAAGAUGACCAGAACAUGUACACGCUUUACGAAGGUGUGAUGGGGAAGCGCAAACUCUUCAGCCAGCCCAUCCUAGACAUCUACAUAAAGCAUUCGCAGGGUGACCAGCAUGUCAUGGAAAACCUCUGCACUCGACUCGCGUACCUGUUCUGCAUCGGUUUCAUCGCUCUGAUGGGCUACUACGGCAUCCUGGGGGAUGAUCUGGAAUCUCGAAACAAAGAGUGGGAAGAGAAUAUGAGGAACGUGCAGGAGAAAAUGCAGGAGGUGCUGAGGAGAUGCAAGUGAUCGUGAAAGCUUUAUUGCCUUUGUGCUUUACCUUUUCCUCUUACACUAAUAGAUUUUAUCGACCUGCAGCGUUAUCUCCCUGAUGACCGCAGGUCAUGCUGAAGCGUACACAAUCAUUUCCUGUAAUCUAUUUUAUGUAAUCCUGUUUUGUUUUUUCUAUAUGCCUUGCCUCAGUUUAACUACAUGACCAAGAUAUGUCACACUAAUCUAAAGAAUGCUGGUUGUGGUUAUAUAAACGUAAUUUAAGCUAAUAAGCAGUUUCACCUUGAAAGUUUACUACAUGAUGAACAAUUGUUUCCUGAAUAAAUACAUAGUAUAUACACAUGUAUUCAAUAAAAUACAUAUAUAAUAUCUCUAUAUAUAUAUAUUCAUAAAUGUUGCAAAAUAAAGAGCAUGAAAUUUA
Messenger RNA from Carassius carassius (crucian carp), 1630 nucleotides. Its product is annotated as protein rapunzel-like. The transcript has 4 exons. NCBI's taxonomy places the organism in Eukaryota, Metazoa, Chordata, Actinopteri, Cypriniformes, Cyprinidae. The coding region runs from base 544 to 1227 and encodes 227 amino acids. The record is from RefSeq and is a predicted model, not a curated record.